AUGGCCUGCGCCCGGUGCCGCCCGCCUGCUGCCGUGAUGUCCAUGCCUUGCCGCCGCCGCUACUGCUGUGUUGCUACUGCGUGCAGCCACUGCUGCUGCUUCCUGCACCACGCCCCACGCGCCCCCAGCUGCACCGGCUCCGUGCACACGCGCGCGCCUGCCCGCUUGGCCGCAGCCGCAGGCUGCUGCUCCCGGCCGCGCGCCCACACCUGUUGCCGCCGCGUCUGCUACCUCGGCCACGCGUGCCCGCAUCCGGCUACGUGCAGCUACUGCCUGCUAGCCGCUACUGCUUCUGCUGCCGACGCCUCCCGCGGCUCACUCCGCCCAAGCGCGCUCGCCCCAGCGCCCUUGGCCGCGAGCCCCCCUGUACCCGCGCUGAUCCACAGGGUGGUCGCGCCCGGCCAUGCCCCGCCGUGCUGGCCGUGA
This is a messenger RNA of Aegilops tauschii subsp. strangulata, 426 nucleotides long. NCBI's taxonomy places the organism in Eukaryota, Viridiplantae, Streptophyta, Magnoliopsida, Poales, Poaceae. The record is from RefSeq and is a predicted model, not a curated record.